AUGCAAGACAAAUCCUGUAUGUCUAAUACCAUGAGUGAAGUUAACAAAUCAUCAAGGCAGUUGAGAAAGUGUCCUACUCCACGCCAACUUGUUGACGGGUCUGAUGGGGAGGCUAACUCUGAUGGCAACAACUCAGCUGAAGUUCAUACUCAUAGUCCCUCCAAUGGAGAUGAACUAUAUGAUGGUGAUGAAUAUAGGACACGGAAUUCCUCACAGAAGAGAAGUACUCCAAGAAAGUCAGAAAGACCAUUGGCUAAGAAACAUAAAGAAGAAAGGAAGAAAGAAGCCAAUAAAGCCUCUGAAAAAAGUACUGGAGAACCUUGCAAGAAGUUCUCUCACUCUACUCAGCAUGGCAAAAGAUGUGUGGAUAAGGUUCUGCUUCAAACCCCAGAGGAUGAAAUUGACUAUCGAAAGUUGCGCAUUAAGGAUCUAAUUCUUCUUGCAGAAUAUAAGGAGCGUUUAACGGUCAAAAAGGCAAAACCAUCAAAAGCUAAUUCAAAUAAUUACAGUGCUGACAAAUCAACUCAAGGAGAUGCUUCUCAUAAGGAAGGUGACAGUUUUCCUUCUGACCAAGGAAAAGACUCCACUAACGAAGCCAGCAGUAGUGCUCAACCAGCUCCUCUUUUGUUCAAUUGCCAGUCUUUCAUGGAGAAAACACCUCGCACUAGGUGGUCAAAGCAAGACACUGAACUAUUUUAUGAGGGUAUAAGGCAAUUUGGAACGGAUCUCUCAAUGAUUAAAGAACUCUUCCCCAAAUUGACACGCCAGCAAAUAAAGUUGAAAUUUAAGAAAGAAGAACGUCAAAAUCGGUUAAGGUUUUCUGAAGCUUUGGACAGCCGUGCAAAAGAUCAUUCUCAUUUUGAAUUGGUGAUUGAGCGUCUCCAAGCUGCUGCUCAGGCAGGGAAAGAAUCAAGUAAAGAUGUUUCAGCAAGCAUGACGGCUGAGGAAGAGGAUGGGGAGUCAUCACCUGAAACCAAUGAGGAAGCAGAAAAGCCUGCAGAAAAGCCUGAGAAAGAUGAGGAAGUAGGAGAUGAAGAUGGUAAAGGUGAUGCUGAAGUUCGUGAUAAGUCUGAUGAAAGUGAUGAUGACCUUUUCAAUUGCUUGGGUUCGUACAAAAGGGAAUUCUAAAUAUUUUGGUUGUUUCUAACCAUAAUUGUUGGCGAACUUUGCUCGAUACACGGAGCGGCUCAUUUUUGUCCGUAACUUGUCAUAGUUUCAAAAAUUAUUUUGAUUUGAUAAGAGGGAAUCUUAUAAUUGCCGUUAUUUAGAGUAUGUGAUCUAACCUUGCUAAUGUAGAAUUGAUACUUUGGUCUAGCAA
This is a messenger RNA of Syzygium oleosum, 1318 nucleotides long. Its product is annotated as transcription factor TFIIIB component B''-like. Gene Ontology annotation, cellular component: transcription factor TFIIIB complex. Lineage: Eukaryota; Viridiplantae; Streptophyta; Magnoliopsida; Myrtales; Myrtaceae. The transcript has 7 exons. The record is from RefSeq and is a predicted model, not a curated record. Gene Ontology annotation, molecular function: TFIIIC-class transcription factor complex binding. The coding region runs from base 1 to 1128 and encodes 375 amino acids. Gene Ontology annotation, biological process: RNA polymerase III preinitiation complex assembly.